AUGGAGAUUGGCACGCACUGCGCCCUCUCUGACUGCGGCCGACUCUCGUUCCUUCCGAUAUCCUGUCCGCUUUGCACCACCACAUUCUGCGAGUCACACUUUCUCCCCGGGCAGCAUAGCUGCUCGAACGCUUCUUCGACUAUAAAAAAUCUGAGCGAUCAUGAUCUGCUCCGACAACUCGCAUCCGCAGACUCCUCCAAAUCAGGUUGUAAGAAGCUCAGUUUUGAGGUUCAAAAGCAACCAUUAGAUGCGCCGACACGAAAUCUUACCAAAACGGCUUUCACACAUGCAGCGCCACGAUGCGAGAGAUGCAAGGGCCUGUUCUGCGCGGCUCACCGCUCGGCGGUUAGUCAUGGUUGUUCGGCACCAGCGCCGAUGACAGAGGGCCAGAUGAAGAUCAAAGCCAUGCAAGAGAGAAAGAAGAAAGCAGCUGAGGUGCUCGCUAAGAACUUUCCGAAUCGCAAGACAUAG
Mycosarcoma maydis (corn smut) is the source of this 471-nucleotide messenger RNA. RefSeq lists its product as uncharacterized. The transcript is spliced from 2 exons. The record is from RefSeq and is a predicted model, not a curated record. Gene Ontology annotation, molecular function: zinc ion binding. The coding region runs from base 1 to 471 and encodes 156 amino acids. Lineage: Eukaryota; Fungi; Basidiomycota; Ustilaginomycetes; Ustilaginales. Gene Ontology annotation, cellular component: cytoplasm.